AUGUUGCUACAAUCCUUGGCCGUUUGGCUCUCGCUCGGAUCACUUGCGAUAACCAGCCCUUUACGGGCCGAACCGUUGGCAAGCUCUGACGAAUUUCCCUCUUUUGAAGAGAUUGUCAAGAGGCAGGACGGCGCGUGUACCAAUGGGCCACGGACCAGAAGCUGCUGGAGCGCUGGCUACAGCAUUGCCACUGACUUUGAUGCCAAAUCUCCUCCUGAUGGAACUACUGUCACUUACAACCUUGAAAUCUCUAAUGUCACCAAGCCAAACCCUGAUGGGAGUGGUGGUAGUAGGCAGAUGAUGCUCAUCAAUGGCCAAUAUCCAGGACCAACUAUCCGAGCGAAAUGGGGCGACACUCUGAUCAUCAACGUCAAGAACAAUCUCGCGCACAACGGAACCGGCAUCCACUGGCACGGUAUCAGACAGCUCAACUCGUGUCAGGACGACGGAGUUCCGGGUAUCACCGAGUGCCCCAUUGCUCCUGGAAAGACUCGCCAGUACAAGUUCAGGGCCACCCAGUUUGGCACAUCUUGGUACCACUCCCACUUCUCGGCCCAGUACGGAGAUGGCGUCGUCGGCACCAUGAUCAUUGACGGGCCAGCCACUGCCAACUACGACGUCGAUCUUGGUGUUUUGCCCAUCACCGACUGGUACUAUACUCCGGCAUUCACUCUGAACGAGGUGGCGCAGCACUCCAGAACUGGACCUCCUACAGCUGACAACAUCCUCGUCAACGGCACUCAUAUCAACUCGUUGAAUGACAAUGGACAGUAUGCUCGCAUCAACGUGGUCAAGGGAAAGAAGUACCGCAUCCGUAUAAUCAACACCGCAGUCGACAAUGUCUUCAGCGUGUCCAUGGACGGCCAUCCUUUUACAGUCUUGACUUCCGACUUUGUCCCCAUCAAGUCUUUCGUUACCGACCAGUUGACCGUGCAGAUUGGUCAGCGCUACGACGUGGUCAUCACUGCCAACCAAACCGUUGACAACUACUGGUUCCGCGUAUCCAUCGGCACAGCAUGUAGCAGAAACGCCAUGGCGACCUCUACCAAGCAGAUAGGUGCCAUCCUACAUUACGACGGCGCUUCCACGACGGCAAACCCCACAUCCACAUCUACCGUGACCCCGCGCACAGGCUGCGAUGAUGAGGCCUCUACGAACCUUGUGCCUUUUGUGCCCAACUCGGUCCCUUCAUCCGUAGUCGGCGAGGCCAAGGACCACAAGAUGGAAGUCAACUCGUUCUCUGACCCAGCCAAGGACAACCUCUUCCGCUGGCUCAUCGACGGCACACCACACAUUGUCAACUGGAACAACCCCACUCUGGAGACGGUCCUAGGCGGCUCCACAAACUUUGGCCCCAACGAAAACGUCCGCACCAUGAACGGUACUGGCUGGUACCUUUGGUGGAUUCAAUCUACCUCUCAGAUUGCGCUGCCUCACCCUAUCCAUCUCCACGGCCACGACUACUACAUUGUCGGCCGCGGCACCGGAACCUGGGAUGGCUCCACCACCGGCCUCAACUUUGACAACCCCACCCGCCGCGACACUGCUGUCCUGCCCGCUGGCGGCUACAUGCUGAUUGCCUUCCCCGCCGACAACCCCGGCAUGUGGAUCAUGCAUUGCCACAUUGCCUGGCACGCCAGCCAGGGCCUCAGCAUGCAAUUCAUGGAGCGUAUGAGCGAAAUCAAGGGCAGCCUGGGUGACACGAGCACCUUGACCAACGGCUGCAAUGACUGGGACUCUUACUGGCCUGAGGGCAGCUCUCCUAGUGGAAACAGGCCUUAUGACCAGACCGAUUCCGGUAUCUAA
Molecule: messenger RNA, 1806 nt
Organism: Exserohilum turcica Et28A
Lineage: Eukaryota; Fungi; Ascomycota; Dothideomycetes; Pleosporales; Pleosporaceae
Exons: 2
Coding region: 1-1806 (601 amino acids)
Molecular function (GO): oxidoreductase activity; copper ion binding
Source: RefSeq, a predicted model, not a curated record